Ascochyta rabiei is the source of this 1272-nucleotide messenger RNA. RefSeq lists its product as uncharacterized. Lineage: Eukaryota; Fungi; Ascomycota; Dothideomycetes; Pleosporales; Didymellaceae. The transcript is spliced from 4 exons. Bases 1 to 1272 code for a protein of 423 amino acids. Gene Ontology annotation, molecular function: oxidoreductase activity. The record is from RefSeq and is a predicted model, not a curated record.
AUGUUCAGCUUACCAAGGAUCUCCUUGCCAUCUUUCCUCACAUCAGGAAGCGGUAAUCACCAAGCAAUCGACGUCCCCUCCGUCGAAGUCCACGAUAUCGAGACUGCCGCCGAAAAGCGCCCGCGAACCCUCAAGCACCUAAUCAAAGCAAACCAUGCAAACUAUUCGAUCAUAUACCAUGACCUGCGAUUCCACAAUCACACACCACACAUCCUGGGGUCGGCGUAUAUCCUUGGAGCCACUGCAGAACAUUUGAACGAUAUUUAUGAGAAGGAAGCCGAGAGCUUGGAGCCCUGGCAUGAUGCGCCAGCAGAGAUUACCAGGGACGACUGGAGGGACUUUUUGGGGAAGAGAGAGUACCAACGCGCUUUUGUUGACUUCUUCGAGGACCAACUUGUUUUCAGGCGAUAUGAUGUCGAACAUGUAUUGGAGGAGUAUCUGCUGGGUGGCAAGGAGCCAUUGAUCAACGGCGUGAUAUCAGGACUCGCGCAUCCCCUCAUUCACCUUGGGUACGCCUACGAACUCGGGUCGACGACCGUUGCCAUCGAAGCUUUGGCUCUCGCCGCGUGCUUUUACAAUCCCCUCCACAAAUACAUCGACGACGCUUCGUACACGAAGCCAAGUCCUUACCGGAGUGCCAACCUCGGUGAGAUUCUCGUGAAAGUCCAAGAAGACAAGCGUUUCGAUGGGCUAUACCCGCAUCGUAGCGGGGACAUAUCAAAAGUGCUGGAGGAGCAAGAGGAGGCGCUUCUGGAAUACUGGAAUGCGUGGGAGCUGUCAGAUCCGCAGAAGGCGUUCCAGCAGUCGCAGGAACUUGCGGUCACGAUACUGAUGGGCACCGAGGCGCCAGAGGAUACAAAGUUCGAUUUUUUCUUCGUGCAUAUCCUCACCUCUUCCCACGCGGUCCGUGUACUGCUUCCUCUGAUCCCAGCCAAAUUCCAUGUCAGUUUGGUACGGCAAUGGUGGCUUUUCACGCUUGCUGUGUACAUCGCGCAGACGCGGCCUCAGGUCGACUCAACGAUUAUCGAGAGGUAUCAGCUGAACGGACGAGGCUGGAAGUUUGUCAUACACAAGGCUCUUGAUUCUUCCGAGUCCACAGACGCGCACUACGUUAAAGCGUUGCGAUGUAUGAAGGCAAUCUCAGAAACGUGGGGCGAUGACUCGCAAUACUUUGAGAAGGCGGCAGUCAAGUUUGCAGAUGAGUUUGAGCAUUGGGGAGGAUUCAGCACUGAGGAAGAUGCUGCUAAUCUGGCCUACCCUGAGCGGCAAUGA